CCCAAGCUGAUCUCGUCCACCUCCUCCCGCCCUCCCACACACACACUCACGCACCGCUGCAAUGGCCAAGUUCCUCUCCGUGUUUGUUCUCGCCUUGUUGGGAGCCUCCCAAGCUGAUAAGUUAUUCACGCAGUCUCCUCCUGCCUACACCUACGGCGCCCCCGAGCUGAGAUCAGCCGCCUCCAGCCUGGUGGAGGAGGAAGACCCCAUAGCCGCCCUGGCCGCCCUCAUCCCCGGCGGCGGCGUCCCUGGUGAAGACUACCCGAUCCUGGCCUCUGUACCCGACACCGGCUUCUCCUGCGAGCAACAGGAGUUCCCAGGUUACUUCGCUGACACCGCCGACGAGGCCGGCUGCCAGGUCUUCCACAUCUGUCAGUUCGACGGCCGCCAGGACUCCUUCCUGUGUCCCAACGGCACCAUCUUCAACCAGCAGUACUUCGUGUGUGACUGGUGGUUCAACGUGGACUGUGCCGCCUCACAACAGUUCCGUAGCCUCAACGCUGAGAUCGGCAAGAUCCCUGAGGACGCUGCCGCUUCCUUCCGCAGUAACGUUGUGGCGCCCAGCCAGCAGUACGGCGUGCCUGAAGAGCGUCAAGAUACCCCAACAGUACCCCCAGCUCCCAUCAACUUCUACAGCGCCCCCAACAGGUUCUAAUACUCACCAACUACUGUAGUAUGGACGAGAAUUACCCAUCGACCUAGACGCCGAACAAUAUAGACCGCCCCGUGAGCCGCCAUCUUCUCUCACCACAACACAAAAACGAAAAAAAAAAUCCCUCCUCUCUCCUCCUCACUUGUCUUCUCGCUGUCCUUACACUGUACACUGUCGAUCAACCUUUAAUUUAUUAUCACGAGAAUGUAAACUAUUGAUCACUAGUAAAUAAAAAUAAUCUAUAUAA
This is a messenger RNA of Homarus americanus (American lobster), 899 nucleotides long. RefSeq lists its product as uncharacterized. Gene Ontology annotation, molecular function: chitin binding. The record is from RefSeq and is a predicted model, not a curated record. The transcript has 2 exons. The coding region runs from base 62 to 655 and encodes 197 amino acids. Gene Ontology annotation, cellular component: extracellular region. NCBI's taxonomy places the organism in Eukaryota, Metazoa, Arthropoda, Malacostraca, Decapoda, Nephropidae.